Molecule: messenger RNA, 1150 nt
Organism: Sesamum indicum (sesame)
Lineage: Eukaryota; Viridiplantae; Streptophyta; Magnoliopsida; Lamiales; Pedaliaceae
Biological process (GO): regulation of flower development
Cellular component (GO): nucleus
Molecular function (GO): DNA-binding transcription factor activity; protein binding
Source: RefSeq, a predicted model, not a curated record
UGUAGUGCAGGUAGGCCAACGUAUCCUCCCGGGUGACAAGAGACAUUUGGAGGUCAACUCCCUCCAGAACUAUGACGUCAUCGUCCACGUCAUCCCCCAGCUUACCCUCCCGCUUUAAGUAGAGUGCUCAUGUGUUUAUUGGUUUUUAUCAAAUCAACCCCUUCCUUUCCAUUUCAUCUUCCCUUUAUUCCUCUCUCUGUCUCUCUCUCAACCAAAACCUUGGCAAAACCCCUGAGACACAAAGCAUGUUUGGACACAACAGCAAUGGACUUCCCUAUCCUUAUGACCACUACUCCUCAGAGUUCCAAGGCCAGUUCCCAUUCCCAGACACCACAACCAUCACCACCCACCCAACAUUCCCAUCACCUCCACUAUACCUCCCCCCUCUCGCCAUCCCCGCUGAGCUCGACUCCCUGUCGGCAUUGAGGUCAGAGCUCGGCCACACGAGCAGCGGGUGCAGCAGCUAUGGUGGCUCUCCCAGUUCAAUAACUAGCUAUGGAACAUGCAGUCCAACUUUAAUCCAGAGGAGCGUCAGCAGCCACUCCCUUCAGAAGAAUUCAGAAGUCUAUUCCCCAAUGAAUGCAUCGCCACCAGGAUACUUUGAAGCAGAGACGAGCUCCGUCAGGAAGGCUCUGAGCACCGGUGAUUUACAGGGAGUAAACCUCGGCCAACACAGUCAACGGGCAAACAGCCCGUUAGGGAACGAGAGCAGUAUAAUAGAGAGCAUGAACAGAGCCAGCCCGUACAGUCCUGAGGAGAAGAAAGAAAGGAUAGAGAGAUAUAGAAGCAAGAGAAACCUCAGGAAUUUCAAUAAGAAGAUCAAGUAUGAAUGUCGGAAGACUUUAGCAGACAGCAGACCACGCAUCAGAGGAAGGUUCGCGAGGAACGAUGAGAUAGAGAAGAUGCCUCAAAGUCAAUGGGAUCAUCAUACAGGCGUGGAGGAAGAUGAGGAGGAGGACGAUAACUGGAUCAAUUUUCUUGAUGCAUUCUCAGCAAAUCUGAUGCCUUAAUUAUCUUAUUAAUCGAUCCUAAAAGGGCUCCGCAGAUAUUUUUACAUGUGUUAGGAGCUCUUGUUCGAUGAUUGCUUUGUAUAACUACUUAUUCAAGAAUUAUUACUAAAGAAAAUAUUACCAUCUUAUGAAUUAGGAUA